This is a messenger RNA of Myripristis murdjan (pinecone soldierfish), 3403 nucleotides long. It is a transcript of the gene prdm13, whose product is annotated as PR domain containing 13. The coding region runs from base 128 to 2038 and encodes 636 amino acids. The record is from RefSeq and is a predicted model, not a curated record. Gene Ontology annotation, biological process: regulation of gene expression. Gene Ontology annotation, cellular component: nucleus. Gene Ontology annotation, molecular function: protein binding. The transcript has 4 exons. Lineage: Eukaryota; Metazoa; Chordata; Actinopteri; Holocentriformes; Holocentridae.
UCCUCAUCCUCCUCUCCUUCUCCUCCUGGUCCACCUCCUCCUCCUCUUCAACAUCAUCAUCAUCGUCAUCGUCAUCCUCUUCUUCCUCCUUCCCCCUGACUCUCCCACUCGGUCUCCAUCAGUCUUCAUGGUUCUGAUCUCACCCCACGCCAUGCAAGCCACCCGGGCGUCCACCACCGUAAGUGUGUUUGCGGACUGCAGCAUCCCGGCCGGUCUCCGGAUAGGACCAGUACCAGGCAUCUUCAAACUGGGGAAGUACGUGUCGGACCGUAAGGAAGUUGGCCCAAAGAAAAAGAUCCGCCUGGUGCGGGGAGAAUGGGUGGACGAGUCGGGCUGUCCCGUGCCAGACUGGAUCGGCUUCAUCCGUGCCGCCAGGAACAGUCAAGAGCAAAACCUGGAGGCUGUGUCGGAUUUACCCGGCGGACAGAUUUUCUACCGUGUACUGAGGGAAAUUCCUGCAGGAGAGGAGCUCAGUGUUUGGUACUCCAACCCUCUGGCCCAGUGGUACGACAUCCCCACCACUGCCACUCCCACGCACGACGAGAAAGGUGAGGAGCGUUACAUCUGCUGGUACUGUUGGAGAAUAUUCAAAUACCCAAACACACUCAAGGCCCACAUCCACUUCCACUGCGCUCUGAGCAACGGGCGGGGAUUCGUGAACAGCGAGCAGGCCAGAGGCACGGAGACCUUCAGCAGGUCACCAAAGUCUGGGGACAUCCCCAACAACUCCACCUCCCCGCGGAGCAGCCACCACAACACCUCAAUCUCAGACUCUGGCAGGCGGGCAGUGUCUUCCUCGCCAUUUCUCAGCAAAGCGGGUCUGUCAAAGAAAAUCAGCUCCGAAGAGCAGGACAGGGCCCUCGACAUGAGCGUUACCUCGGCCAGAAACCACGGACACCUCCUGGGCCUCGGCGCCACAUCCUCGGUGCUGAGCAGCAUGGGCUUCCAUCCGGGCGUGCGCUCUGCCUUCAAACCAGCAGGCGUAACCAAAGCCCCGGCCGGCGAGGCCUCCAGAGAGGAGGCCAACGGGAAGCUGGGCGGCCUGGGAUUCAGCAAAGUCAUAGGUAACAUGAAAACCAUCCGCAAUGUGGGCGAGUCGUUGAACGGAGGGGCGAACCACCCUCCCAAGUGCGCACCCGCAAUAAUGGACUCGACUCCUCCGAUGGUGCCGUGCACAAACGCUAUCCGGGGUUUCCCGUUGCUGCCACAUAUUGAGGAGACCUCGGCUUUCAAGCAUGUAGAGAGCCGGAUGCAUUCCGGGCUGUCCCCCUCCCGUUACCCCCAGAUGACCCCCGGACUCCAUUUUGAAAGGUUUUCUCUCCCUCAGUUUGACAGUGUCAAACCGUACGGCGGAGACUGUAACAUCCCCCUCAUGCCCUUCACUGUAUACAACGGGGAGCUCCUAUAUAGCUCGCCGUAUUACCCGCUGAAAUUCCACUUUAGCAACCUCCUUAAGUACCCAGAGUCCAUGUCCUACUUCGGUGCGCCCUCUUUGAACCAAGACCUAGGCUCGAUCACUAACAUCGACCGGGAGAUAGCGAUGCACACGCAGCAGCUGUCCGAAAUCGCCGCGGAGAAGAACAGAGCGAGGCUGGACUCGAUGCCCGCCGGAAGCACCAACAGCACCGCGUCCGGCAAACCCAAAAAGGGACACUUGUGUCUGUACUGCGGCAAGCUCUACUCGAGGAAAUACGGGCUGAAAAUCCACAUGAGGACUCACACGGGUUACAAGCCGCUCAAAUGCAAGGUGUGCUUCCGGCCCUUUGGAGACCCCAGCAACCUGAACAAGCACAUCCGGCUGCAUGCGGAGGGAAACACACCGUACAGGUGCGAGUUCUGCGGCAAGGUGCUGGUGCGAAGGCGGGACCUGGAGCGGCACGUCAAGUCCAGACACCCCGGGCAGACCGUCAAGAAACUGGACGACAAACCGAGCGGCCUGUUUGAGGACGCAGAGCAAAAGAGCGACAAUGACAGCGACGUGGACGUGUGCUUCACCGACGACCAGAGCGACCAAGAGUCCAGUAAAAACAACGACUGAAAUGUUUCCGUGCUCGACUGGAGAGACUGCUCACUGUCUUUGAUUGGUGUAGCUUGCACUGCAAAACAUGUCAUUUAGUCUUAUACUGAGUCUGGCAUUUUUCCAUUUUUAGGACUUCAGUUCACUGAACACUACGAAAAAGACACUGCAUCUAGUAGGCCUAUCAUUUGUUACCAAAAAUUCCACAUAUAUCCACUUCCUUCGCGGGGCAAAUUGGAACAAUAAACAAUGACUGGCAGGAUAUUAUUAUUAAUUGGCUAAUGCAACACACAAAGUAGAGGAAACAAUGGUUCUGAAUGUUCCUUCAUGUAUUUUUUUGCGGCUUGAAAAAAAAAAUGUUUGCACUUUUUUGCUUUAUUUUUCGUUUUUCCAUAUAAUGAUUGAAACCACAACUUUAAAUUUAAACUCAGUCUUGUCAAGUCUCUAACGGCAUUUAUCUGGUGCUUUAAUCCAGAGCAGCCUAUAAUGACCGGGCAGGUGGAAGGUUCAGUGUCUUGCUCAAGCACACUUGAGGACACGUCCCACUGCUGCAAGGCAUUUAACCUUCCAUUAGGCCAGCUUAAAUUCUUAUAGGGGAAAAAAAAACUGCUGGCAGUGUUACAUACAGUUUCUUGAUAUUACUGGAGAAAUCAGUAUUUUUUGUGUGUUUUAAUUUGCAGAUACUGCUUUCUUUUUACUUGUUUGAAGAAAGGCAAGUUUUUUCCCCACUCAUUAUGGGCCUAAACGACAUGUCGAAAUGGACAUUUUUGCAGUGUAAGAAAGGUUUACAGGACUGUCUUUUGUAAUCGCCGUUUAUUCCCCCGAGAAAGGAUAUUUAUGAUUUCGCAAAUGCUACCGAACUUUUAUCAAAUCCCGUUUUUGAGCCCCAUGCACUCCAUUUUACGGGAUAUGGUUAUACAGAUCAUAAGUUAUGUGAUAUAAAGGAAUUCCCCCUUCUUUAUAAUUGAGAAUAAUGUGAAACAAAUUGAGCAUUUUCACAUUUUCUCCAUUAAAACUGUGUCAGGCACUUUAAAAACAGCAGGCAUUUCGUUUCAGCAAAGAAGGUGGCUCAGCUGCGUAAUGACACUUCAAAUCAAGCUUGUGAUCCUCCCCGGCCUCGUUGAAUAACAUUGUACUUAAAUUUGCACUUUCUUGCCGAGGCAUGCUGUUCUUAAAGUAGCAGCCUGCAGUUUAUUUAAGGACUUACUUCUAGAAAAAAGUGUAUUGAUUUCGUUAUAGCCUAUGUAAAGUGUAAAGUAUGAUAUUUCGCAGUUCAGUGGAGAAGUGCUGUAUACGUUUGUUUAUAAGUGAUAUGGUUUAUGGACAAUAUUUUCCUUCUGUCCAUUGAGGUGUUCGUUUUUGAAUAAAUUUAAUUUAAAAUAUCAA